Messenger RNA from Ruditapes philippinarum (Manila clam), 1898 nucleotides. Its product is annotated as mannose-P-dolichol utilization defect 1 protein-like. NCBI's taxonomy places the organism in Eukaryota, Metazoa, Mollusca, Bivalvia, Venerida, Veneridae. The transcript has 5 exons. The coding region runs from base 664 to 1110 and encodes 148 amino acids. The record is from RefSeq and is a predicted model, not a curated record.
UUCAAUUUUGCUUUGGCUCCAAAUAUCAUUGCAAAUUACAAAUCGAUUCGACAUUUAAAGUACAUCACUUUAAAUCGCAUAUUUUAAGUUUCAUAUCCAACACAUAAUUUUGCAAUCUUACGCACAGUAUGGCUGACGUUAUCGCUAUUGUUAUGUAUAUAAUGUAGAUACUUGUUUAAUAUAAGUAGUUACAAAGUUCAUUUUUAUCAUAGAUGAAAAUAGGUUGCUCGUCGUCCUUGUUCAAACGUGGCCACUUGAGACUAGAUUUGAGCCGUGUCACGACAAAACCAACAUAGUGGGUUUGCGACCAGCAUGGAUCCAGACCAGCCUGCGCAUCCGCACAGUCUGAUCAGGAUCCAUGCUGUUCGCUUUCAGUUUCUGUACUUGUAAUAGAGUUGGUAAGCGAACAGCAUGGAUCCUGAUCAGACUGCGCGGAUGCAUGCUGGCCGCAAAUCCACUAUGUUGGUUUUGUCAUGACACGGCUCAAUUAUAUACUACUAUACUAGUACGUCACGUUAUUGUCCUCAAUAUUAACAUUCUAAUUUAUCAGUCGUAUUUUCGGAUUAUUAGAUUUGAAAGUUGACAAAAAUAUGUGAUCAGGAAGUUUAUUGUUUUAAUCAUAGGAAAAAGUUAGAAAUAGUUCAGAUACAUUUUUGUUUCAAAAUGGAAUACACAACGCAUACACAGGGUCCGUGUAUGCUGUCUGUGUUCAGUAAGACAUUAGGAUAUGUUUUGAUAGGAACCAUGACUGUCAGUCUGAUACCACAAAUUGUAAAGAUAUUGAGAAAGCGGAGUGCUUCUGGAGUCAGUUUCGUUAGUAUUUUGUUGACGCUGGAAGCGUCUUCGGCAACUGUCGCUUACGCCAUACAAAAAAGAUUUCCUGUAAGUGCAUGGGGUGAGAAUAUAGUACUGAUGCACAUGAAUGUGGUGCUGAUUUGCCUCCUACUACGCUACAACAACAAACUGAAAACAUCUAUAACUUUUCUAGCAAUAUAUAUAUUGUUUAUGCUAUUAACUGCUGUGGCCAACUGUUCCCAGUCAGCUUGUAUGGGGCCUAUAUCUAUUAAGCAUGCCUGCAAUUGCUGCAAGCAGGUUAAUACAAAUGUAUAAAAACCGGAAGACAAAAGAUCCAGGUCAGCUUUCAGCAACUACGGCAUUUUUAUGUAUAUUCCAAGGGUUCGGACGCCUUACGACGUCAAUAGUUACAACCGGUGAUGACGUCAUGAUAUAUACCUUUGCUGUCGUCACGCUAUUAAACAUUCUUCUCUUUUUACAAGUGAUAUAUUACAGACGAAAACUGAAGAAAGUUUCUUGAGAUAGUAAAUGACUUAUGACUCGAAGUCUAUUGGAAGUAGACUUGCUUUCAAAAAUAUAGGUAACAAGCGUUGGGAAAGCUACUCGGGCAAAAUGUUUAGUCUUUGAAGAACCGCUAACUGUUUCCAGAAAAACAAAUGAAGAUGUAAGAAUGAGAAGAUACCGCUUCUGUCGGGUCGCCAACAGCGGGCGAUGGUCAAACCGACAACCUUCCACCGGUAGCUGGGUGGCAAUUAGUAUACAUUUUAGUCAGUCAAAGGUUCAUAAAGUUGACAGAAAUUUACCUUUGCAUUAUAUGUAUGUCGGUGGUCACUUUCAAAAUGGGCCAAUGUUUCAUAUUUAUAUAUGUAAUUAAAAACUUUUUUUCGGGAGAUACCUUCGUGAUAAUGCGCUUUGAAAUGGAGUGAUAUUGCUAUUUAAUAAAGAGUGCUGAUUUAUUGAUGUUAAUUAAAAAACAAUUGACCUAUAAGUAUUUGCUGUUAUGUGUUCGUAUGUCGCAUUUUCAAUUUGUAUGAUGCAUAUUUUUAUGUUAUUUUGUACUUGAUGGAAACUUUAUUUCAAUCUUAAUAAAUCUUGAAAAUCUG